Moneuplotes crassus is the source of this 3972-nucleotide messenger RNA. The record is from the annotation of a GenBank genome assembly. Lineage: Eukaryota; Ciliophora; Spirotrichea; Euplotida; Euplotidae.
AUGACGAGUUUGAAAUAUCUUCUGAGAUUUUUGAAUCUCUUCUGAUAUUUGAUUUCAGACCUCAGCCUUUGGAUAGGAACCAAUUUAUCAGAAAUAAUGAAGAAGAUAAAUUUUCUGAUUUAUAAAAUUCUAAAGAGAAAGAAGAUUGUAAAGAGCAAGAUAAUUUUGAAAAGAAAAUGAAGUUGAAUAAAAUUUUGGAUACCAUUGAUAUUGGUCAAGAUAAAUGGCCUUCUUCACUCACAUGAUGAUCCAGACAAUAAAAAUAUCAUUGUUGCCAAUGAGUUCGUAUCCGAUUGCUACUCAAAGUUAAUUCGCGCAGCAAAAUCCUAUCAGACCGCUCAUAAAAUAUGGAAGUUCAAUGCAUAUUUCUGGAUGCUUCGGUGGAAAAACAAAUUUGUGAAUGAUCUUCAUGCAAAGUUGGUUAUUCUAGUGAUAAAGAAUAGUGGAUUGGACAAAUUAAACUUAGACUCUUGAGGUUUAUUUAAAAAGAUCAUUUCCAAAACUGGUAACUUAUUGAAACCUGAAGAAUGCGAUGUAGAGUUUGUAAGAAAAUAAUAUCCCAAUUGAAAAAAGAGAAAAAUGAGGAUUUGAAAAGAAUUUGCCUCAAAGAAAUCAGAAGAUCUUUGCUUACUUUACCAAACAAAUUAAAUCUUUAGAUAAUCUAAGUAACAAAGACUAUAAAAACUCGAAGGAAACGAAAAACAAGAAUCCUUGACAUAAAAAUUAUGAAGAUUUUGAACAUUCCAGCUUAAUCACAACUAACUCUGACCCAAUGUUCAUAAAAAUCAUCAUCAGCAAAUUUCUCCGGAUUUAUAAAUCUGCAAGUGAGAGUUCAGAAACUAAACUCAAAUUUACAAGGAAGCUUCAGCUUCUUAUUAAUAAACUGAUUGAGAUUAUUUCAAGUCUAGAACCAGAUUUCCAAAACCAGGGCUACAUAUAUCACUCCUUAGUAAUGCUAAAUGAAAUUCUUUGUAAUAAAGAGUUAUUGGAUAAUCAAGAAAUUGCUUACAUGUUCUAUACAAAGCAUGCGACCAAUACUUUCUUCUCAUUGAUCUUGAAAGAAUACAAUUUCAUCGAAUGAGCCCGAAAUAUGCGUAUCUUUGCUUACGAAAUACUCAUCAAGUUGAUGCUCUUCAACAGUAAUGAUGCAAAGAAGAGUUUCAGGGUAUGGACGCAUUCGAAUGAUAACAAAAACAGACUUUUCAAAAGGAUGAUCAAACUGAUCAACCAGUUCAGUGCUUAUUUCAUAAACACGAGUAUCAGUAAAAGAAUUCAAGAUUGUCUGGAGAAGACAGAUUUCAGAGAACUUUCUUUGUCCCUUCAAUGGCUCACAUUGCUAUGCCAGAAUGGAAAGUACUGGCAAGAUUACCUCAGCUCUCAGGAUAACUCAGCAAAGAACCAUAAUAUAAUAUAAGAGCAAUUAUAGAGCUACUGAGGACAAGUGUUAUCCAAUUAAAAUUAGAAUACGUGCUUCAAUUGUUAAAAGAGAUUGUGAAGUUUAUCACAGCUACUCUCAAUGGUAGAAACGAGGUUCUUGCCAUCCGGUAUGUAAACUCAUCUCUUAUAAAUCAUUGCAUGAAAAUUCUUAAGAAAGAGAAGAUGAAAAAUGAGAAGGAAUUUCUAUCUGGACUGAAGAAAUUAAGUUUUGUCAGAAAGGAUCCUCAAGAAAUUAAGAAAGAUGCCAAAGCUGAAGAAUCAAAAAGUAUCAAAGAAAUCAGAGCUUUGAAUGAACUCAAGCAUGAAAUCCUUCGUAUGAUUAAUGCUUUGGUAUUUCCAAGCACUGAACAUCAAAUAAAGUCCCUUAAGAAUGAAGAAAUUAUUAACAACAUAAUGAUUUUGAAUUAUACUCAGUUCAGAAUUUUCAAAGAUGAUAUGUACACUCAGGAACUAGUUAACAAGUAUUCUAGCUUAUCAAAAGUGUAUAACAUCAACCUUGGGUUCCAGUCAUAUUAUUUGAUUUCUAAGCUAUGGGACAACAAUGGCAUAGUCCCUUCUAAUUGAGUACAAAGAAAAGACGCAGAAGGAAUGUGGACAAUGUAUUGGAAGCUAGCAAAGGGAUUAUAUAAAAAGUUGAAGUUUUACAAAAGAAGAUACUCUCCUAUUAAAUUGAAAAAGUAUGAACGAUUCAUCAGCAAUAAGAACUUACGAGCUGAAGCUACCGAUUUCUUUGACAGUUACAGCUCAAGUGUUGAGAUAGUUUUGCCUAAUGGGGAGAUAGUCAAAAGAUAUUUUCAAAUACUUCCAUGAUUCUUAUCAUUCACUCAGUCUGGCAAAGAUGAAUUCUGGCUCAAAGCCAAUCUUGAUAAUAGCAAAACUGCAGUGUGCUCCUUUGUUAAAUAUGCAACUGAUAAGGUAGAAGAGCUUUUUAUUCAACAGGAAAUUCAAGAUUUACCAGUUUGCCCUAAAGAUGUGGCAAAGGAAGAAAGCUGGCUCACUGAUGUUACAAGAUUCCUGGUGAUUACUAUCAACAUUAUACUUCUGUUUGGGUUGGAAAUCAACGAAGGAGAAAUUUUAGACAAACCAAGUAUUUUCGGGCUGCAUUAUAAGACUACAAGAGCAACUUUGCUUAUUCUUUGUUCACUUUUGUUCGUACUUUUCUGAUACAUUUUUGCUAUACAAGGGACCAUUAUAAUGAGGCUAAUGGCUAAAAGAGCAGUCAGAGGAAAGAAGAGACGAAAUGAAUUAGUUACAUUUUCACGAACAUUUCGGUACGUUAUUGAAAACAAGGAAGAGACUCUUGAACAAAGAAAUUUCUGGUGCCUGCUGCCCUGACUAAUCUUCUCUUUUAUUGGGAUUGCUUUCAACUACUUCUGGUUUGCAUUUACUCUACUUUACAUGGUAAUUUUCUCACCGCAGAUACUUGAGAUGACAAAUGCCCUCUGGAAGCCCAAAAAGCGUAUUUUCUCUACCAUUAUUUUAAGUUCAAUGGUAUUGUAUUGGUUCGCAAUUUUGGCAUAUGUCUAUUUUGGAAGCGACUUCAAUUAUAUUAUACCAGAUUCAAACCAGACCUUGACAAGAACCUUAGCAGUAAUUUUUGACUCCUGGUAUAAAUUUGGGCUUGGGGCUUUCCUAACAGAAAAUGGCAAAUCUGCUAUCGUGGAAGAGAUAAACGGUGAAAACCAGUAUAACCUCAAUGGAGCUAGACUAGCAUUUGAUUUCGGCUUCUUCUUCAUUGUUCCAACUCUUCUCUUAAGUAUACUGAGCGGUAUAAUUAUUGACAACUUUGGAACCAGGAGAUCAGUAAGCGAUAAUAUCAGAAAAUAAGCAAAGUGAACAAUGUUUUAUUUGUGGAAAGGCAUCAAGCGAUUUGCCAGAUUUCGAAGAGCAUUGCAAAUUUCAUCAUAACAUCUGGGAUUAUAUGUACUACAUCGGGUUCAUAAAAGCCAUGACUGUCACCCAAAGAACAGACUACAGAGAUAUCUACGUGAUGCAGUGUCUCACCUUAAACCAGAACGACUGGUUCCCCGCUUAUAAUGAACUUAAGAAGAAAGAUAAGCUGAGACAGGAAGAGCAGCCUGGGGGUAUCGGUAAGUAGGCGUACACAACUGCGCUUGACACUCUUUCCCAAAUUUCCCUAAAUUAGCUCCCCCAAUUUCUCUUCUAUCUCAUCCAAUUCCUCAGUUCUUUGCAGGAGUAAACUAAGCCAAUUACCUCACUUGCUCUUCUUCUUGGCUUACCUCAAAACCUGCUCUGGCUUAACCUAGAGCCAAUAUCUCCAAUAAAGCUUCCCAGCUGGUCAGGUGAAAUCGGAAGUCUUAAGAAAUGACCUGCUAAUAUUCUUAAUUUUAGGAACCAUCCAAACCUCUGAAACGAAGAUCUUCAACGAUUAUGAUCAAUUAAGUCAGGAUGAAGGAACCAAUGAGAAAGAGAAGGAUUUUGAGGGGAGAAUGAGCAGUCUUGAAAAGAAGAUCAAGCAACAAACGCAGAAGAUCAAUAAAUUAAGAAAAGCAAGAACAUUUAAUAAAAUGAUAU